UUACGUCAGUGUUAAGUAUAAUAUUUUGCUUGCUUCCGUAGUGAGGAUUGUCGAUUGUAAAGCCUUUCAUGCUAGUGUGGAUUUCGUUGGAUUGAUAAGCUGGUUACCAAACUUGUUGAAUCUCAUAACUCCAACCAUGACCACCACCACUUCCACCACUCCUGUUAGGACUACUAGUGGCAGUACGUCGCCCAAUGAGUUGUGGCGAGAGUGUGCAGCCUGGUUAACCCGCUGCGAAAUCAUUCCUAAAGAUCAUCGUGCGAAUCAUCCUGCCUCGGAUAUCAAAGUCCUUGCUAACAUUCUCCGAGAUGGUGUACUUUUGUGUAAUUUAAUACAAUUUCUCGACCCCACAUCAUUCGACAGAAAAGAUUUCAACCGAAAACCGCAAAUGGCCCAUUUUCUUUGUAUACAAAAUAUUAAACUAUUCUUAGAAGCAUGCAAAACAAACUUUAAUCUGAAGGAACCAGAGCUGUUUGAUCCUUCCAUGCUUUAUGAUCUAACCAAUUUUCAUAGGGUGCUUCUCACCCUUUCGAAGCUCUCCACCAGCAGAAAGGUACAAACUUCGCAAAAGAUAUCCGGUUUCAUUCCCGUUCCAAUGCAUACGGAUAGAACGAAUCAGGAAGACGAUAUCUACAAUGAUUUACAUGCAAGCCAUUUUAAAGCUGAACCUAUUGUAUUGGGAAACGAAUUACACAACGACAAGAACGAGCAGUUACUUAUAAAUGGUUUAGUUUCUUAUAAUCGUAAAGAAAUAGAUACUGGGGUUUAUGAGCACUACAAGAAAAUACCUUUAUAUUGGGAGUAUAACGAAAAUGAAGACGAAAAAAUUUACGAAGACCUUUGCUACGUAACAUUCACUUCGACACUACCCCAGCUAGCGUCGUCUUCCAGCAAUUUGGAGCAACGUGACUUUGUUAUAAAAGAACUGCUCGAUACGGAAAAUAAUUAUCUUGAAGCUUUGAACGCUCUGAAACACGUCUUCAUGCAGCCACUAGAAAAGCUACUUCCAAAGGAGGAGUUACGGAUUAUAUUCCCCUGUAUUAAUGAGUUGGUAGAAAUACAUAGAAAAUUUCUCGACCGACUGAAUGAAGCAUGCGCCCCUGGGAGCAAAUUAAAACUUAGCACUACAUUCCUUGAAUUCAGAGAACCGUUUCUAAUUUACGGCGAGUAUUGUUCUAGCAUGACAAGUGCAGUUGAAGCGUUGCGUGAGUUUUGCAAGAAAUCCAGCAUCAUUGAACAGAUCGUGGUUCGAAGUCAAAAGGAGCACAGUGACGGAAGAUUGCAACUUCGGGAUAUCUUAUCUGUACCAAUGCAACGAAUUUUAAAAUAUCACCUAUUGUUAGAUAAAUUAGUGCAGGAAACGGUACCGACCCAUGAAGACUUUCGUGGUUUGGAAAGAGCCAAAGAAGCGAUGGUAGACGUUGCGCAGUAUUCAAAUGAAGUUAAACGUGAUUCAGAACACUUAAUUGUGAUACAGAAAGUUAAGGAAAGUAUAUCAGAUCUGAAUUUACCAGAUGGUAAUAAUCUUGAACAAUACGGUCGAUUACUGCUGGAUGGCGAUUUGAACAUAAAAGCACACGAAGAUCAAAAAAUGAAACAUCGAUAUGCUUUUAUUUUUGAAAAGGUUAUGGUUCUAGUAAAGAAUUCUAACACCAAAAUAGGGGAAGCACAAUAUACUUUUCGUGAGGCCCAUAAUUUGCUCGAUUACAAAAUUGAAAUUAUGAAUUCGAGACGUACGCUGGGCCGUGAUGGACGUUUAAAGUAUUCUCUGCUGUUAGCACGUAAAACGCAAGCCAAUGCUUUUACGCUGUACAUGAAGACGGAAGAAGAACGUGAGAAAUGGAAACGAGCUUUCGACAUGGCAAUGGAGACACUAGAACCAAUUGGAUGCAAGAAUACUGAUCACAAAUUUUCAGUUGUUACAUUUGACAUGCCUCUGGUAUGUCGACACUGUUCAAAAUUCCUUAAGGGCAAAAUACAUCAAGGCUACCGUUGCAAGGUAUGUGACAUUGUCGUACACAAAGGGUGUAUUUCGUCAACAGGUCGGUGCAAACAUCUGCAGCAAUUACCACCACCAGUAUGCGACAGAUUAUUGUCAGAAUUCAACUGGUUUGUUGGUACAAUGAAUAGAGAUACCGCAUCCCAACGACUGGAGACCAAAAAGAUUGGAACUUAUCUUUUACGUGUCCGUCCCCAAGGUGCCUCAAAUGAAAGCGAAACGAUUUAUGCACUUAGUCUGAAAACUGAUAGCCAAAUCAUCAAACACAUGAAAAUUUAUAAGAAAAAAGAGACACAAAACAUACUCUACUAUCUGUCGACCAGGCGAUAUUUUAAAACAAUUAUCGAGUUGGUGUCCUUUUACGAGCGCAAUGAUUUAGGUGAAAAUUUUGCAGGAUUGAAUCAAUUACUGCAAUGGCCUUUUAAGGAAGAAAUCGUUACAGCUAUCUAUGACUUCGCACCAAAGGAAUUAAACCAGCUGCCAUUGCGCCAAGGUUGUCCGGUUGUUGUAAUUGGCAAAGAAGGUGACAGUAAAGGCUGGUGGAGAGGGAAAACAAUGGAAAAGGUUGGUUUCUUUCCAAAAGAGUAUGUUCAUGCAUUAGGGAUAGGUGAAAUAUAAACACAGGGGCUAUUUUGCUUUGUCAUCAUGCAAAAAAAUCAACCACUAUUGCCAAAAAAUAAUAUAAACUAUGAGACAAUGUUUCUUAUGACCGUCUUCCUUUAAUGCUGAUUACAUGUUUCCAUUCGAAUGGUUUUUAUAGCAAAGAAAUUUGCAAUAUGCUAGACAUACAUAAUAUCGAUCGUUUUUGAAGAUAGGGGUAUGAUCAAAUUAAUAGGAAGAUCGUUCGAUUAUAAUCUGAUACCAAACAUGUUUGUUACAAGCACUGUCACUGUCCCUGACAAUCCCGCUCUAAAAGAAGUCGUAUUGGAUCUCUGAUAUACUGACAUACUUUUAGUAAGAAAUGCGGUUGAACAUAACAUCUUUGCGGACCGGGCCGUAUUUAUAAAUCGAACUUCUUAAUAUUUGUCAAAAUGAAAGUAGUCAGCUUGGUUUAACUGUACCCAUUGCAACGUUGUUUGAUAAGAUUAUCACAACUUUCAAUUAUGAUUCGGUGAGCUAGAAAAGAUAAUGAACAAACGCACCGUUAUUGUUACUGGUAAAAGAAUAUCCCAUUUGCGUCACAUUCUGUUAAGGCUGUGACAUUGUAGUUCACGAAAGGCAGCAUUUACCACAAGUAUUGGCAAACAUUUGAAUUUACCAAUUCGUAUUCCGCAAUUUGAUGUAUUUAAUCGAAAAAUAUACUCCUACCAAAGGGUGCGUUUUUUAUAUAAUGUCAUUUACGCUAGUCAAAAUCAUAAUUGAACUUCAAACUUCAAAGUUACCCUACAUUUGAGUUGACUUCUUGUUUAUAUAGAGUGAACCUAGCUGAGUUUUAUGAGGGAUGUAUAGCCAGAGUUCUAAACGACGAGAAAUUUGCAAAUCACCAAUGAACUACAAACUAUAAGAAUCUAAAAAAUGUACAACUAUACUUUUGCGACAUCAGGUGUGUAAAUUGAAAAAAAAGCCUGAAAUAUGAUUUCAGAUUGUAUUUUCAAAAUGCUAUUGAUCCCACGGCCAUAACAGUUUUAUAUCAAAACGUAAAACAAUGUUGCGAAAAAAUCAAAGUAAAAUUACAUACAGUGAAAACAUAAAAAAUCAUUGUCCUGUUUAAUCGUAAUAAAAAAUUCAAUGUUAUUUUGAUUGUCGUUUGCUUUGCAAUUUUACUUUGAAUCAAACAAAGUAAUCAUUUUUAUUAAUUUUUGUUUCAUCGUACAAAUAAAG
This is a messenger RNA of Anopheles cruzii, 3820 nucleotides long. RefSeq names its product protein vav (gene Vav). The coding region runs from base 137 to 2617 and encodes 826 amino acids. The transcript is spliced from 16 exons. Gene Ontology annotation, biological process: cell migration; regulation of GTPase activity. NCBI's taxonomy places the organism in Eukaryota, Metazoa, Arthropoda, Insecta, Diptera, Culicidae. The record is from RefSeq and is a predicted model, not a curated record. Gene Ontology annotation, molecular function: protein binding; guanyl-nucleotide exchange factor activity. Gene Ontology annotation, cellular component: cytoplasm.